Molecule: messenger RNA, 2870 nt
Organism: Coregonus sp. 'balchen'
Lineage: Eukaryota; Metazoa; Chordata; Actinopteri; Salmoniformes; Salmonidae
Source: the annotation of a GenBank genome assembly
GUGCUGGUGUCUCUGAUGUUGUCUAGCCAGACAAGGGACCAGGUGACCAGUGCAGCUGUGCAGAGACUCAGGGCUCAUGGCUGUACGGUGGACAACAUAGUCAACACUGACGAUGACACACUGGGACAACUCAUCUACCCUGUCGGCUUCUGGAGGGUAACACACACACUAUACACUGCCUUCAGAAGGUAUUCACACCCCUUAACUUUUUCCACAUUAUGUUGUGUUAUAAAGUGGGAUUAAAAUAUAUUUAAUUGUAUUUAUUUCUUUGUCAGUGAUCUACACAGUACUCUUGUCACAGUGGAAGAAAAAUUCUAAUAUUUUUGGAAAAUCCAUGAAAAAUAAAACACUAAUAUAUCUUGAUUAGAUAAGUAUUCAACCCCCUGAGUCAAUACAUGUUAGAAUCACCUUUGGCAGCGAUUACAGCUGUGAGUCUUUCUGGGUAAGUCUCUAAGAGCUUUCCAUACCUGGAUUGUGCAACAUUUGCCCAUUAUUCUUAAAAAAAUUAUUCAAGCUCUGUCAAAUUGGUUGUUGAUCAUUGCUAGACAACCAUUUUCAGGUCUUGCCAUAUAUUUUCAAGGAGAUUUAAGUCAAAACUGUAACUCUGCCACUCCGGAACAUUAACUGUCUUCUCUAUAAGCAACUCCAGUGUAGAUUUGGCCUUAAGUUUUAGGUUAUUGUUCUGCUGAAAGGUGAAUUCACCUCCCAGUGUCUGGUGGAAAGCAGACUGAACCAGGUUUUCCUCUAGGAUUUUGCCUGUGCUUAGCUCUAUUCUGUAAAUGUUUAUCCUGAAAAACUCCCCAGUCCUUAACGAUUACAAGCAUACCCAUAACAUGAUGCAGCCACCUCUAUUACUUGAAAAUAUGGAGAAUGGUACUCCGUAAUGUGUUGUAUUGGAUUUGCCUCAAACAUAACACUUUCUAUUCAGGACAAAAAGUUAAUUGCUUUGCCACAUUUUUUUGCAGUAUUACUGUAGUGUCUUGUUUCAAGCAGGAUGCAUGUUUUGUAAUAUUUGUAUUAUGUACAGGCUUCCUUCUUUUCACUCUGUCAGCUAGGUUAGUAUUGUGGAGUAACUACAAUGUUGUUGAUCCAUCCUCAGUUUUCUCCUAUCACAACCAUUAAACUCUGUAACUGUUUUAAAGUCACCAUUGUCCUCAUGGUGAAAUUCCUGAGCAGUUUCCUUCCUUUCCGGCAACUGAGUUAGGAAGGAUGCCUGUAUCUUUGAAGUGACUGGGUGUAUUGUUACACCAUCCCAAGUGUAAUGAAUAACUUCAUCAUGUUGAAAGGGAUAUUCAAUAUCUGCUUUUUUAUUUUUUACCCAUCUACCAACCCAACUGACCUUCGUUGCAAGGCAUUGGACAACCUCCCUAGUUUUUGUAGUUUAAUCUGUUUGAAAUGCACUGCUCGACUGAGGGACCUUACAGAUAAUUCUAUGUGCGGGGUACAGAGAUGAGGUAGUCAUUCAAAAAUAAUGUUUAACACUAUUAUUGCACACAGAGUGAGUCAAUGCACUUGUUAAGCAAAUAUUUACUCCUGAACUUAUUUAGGCUUGCCAUAACAAAGGGGUUGAAUACUUUACUCAAGACAUUUCAGCUUUUUAUUAUUAAAUCCACAUUAUGGCCAGUGACAAAAAAUCUCAAUUUAAUCCAUUUUAAAUUCAGGCUGUAACAAAAAACUCAAGGGAUGUUAAUUCUUUUCUGAAGGCACACACACUCUUACUACACCAUGUCUUCCUUUGAACAUGAGUAUGAAUAAAACCUUGACAUGCCUUCUCCCCUACCCCCCUCCUCCAGACCAAGGUGAAGUUCCUUGACAUGCCUUCUCCCCUACCCCCCUCCUCCAGACCAAGGUGAAGUUCCUUGACAUGCCUUCUCCCCUACCCCCCUCCUCCAGACCAAGGUGAAGUUCCUUGACAUGCCUUCUCCCCUACCCCCCUCCUCCAGACCAAGGUGAAGUUCCUUGACAUGCCUUCUCCCCUACCCCCCUCCUCCAGACCAAGGUGAAGUUCCUGAAGCAGACGUCAGUGAUGCUCCAGAGGGAGUUUAGAGGGGACAUCCCUAACACAGUGGAGGGUCUGGUACGACUACCUGGAGUAGGACCCAAGAUGGCUCACCUGGCCAUGGACAUCGCCUGGCACCAGGUCUCUGGUAUAGGUAGGUAUGGCUCAAAUAGGACUACAAAUCCCAUACUCUAGUCUGCAUGUUGUUAUGUGGUGUGAUGGGUCUGAUUAUGUGCAGAGUGGUAGUUGUAGUUCUUUUGUUGCUUUUAUUGUGUGUAUAGGCGUGGACACACACGUCCACCGUAUCUCCAACAGGCUGGGAUGGACGAGAGGUGGGACCAAGAACCCAGAGGAGACACGCAAGGCCCUGGAAGACUGGUUACCAAGGUGACAACACCACUUCCUGUCCCUCUGACCUAUCAGGUCACUCGUUAACCAGUCACUGACCAAUCAGAUCCCUUGCAGCAGGAAAGGAAAACAUUUGGCCUUGUGAUUUCUGUCUGACAUGAUGAUUUUGAUGAAGACGGGGAUGGUAAUGAUCUUCCUCUCUCACAGGGAUCUAUGGAGUGAGAUCAACUGGUUACUGGUGGGGUUUGGUCAACAGGUGUGUCUACCUGUCAAUCCUCUCUGCUCUGUGUGUCUGAACCAGCACAGCUGCCCCUCCGCCCACCAAGCCUCCCCAGCCAAGAGGCCUAAAGCUGGGUCACCUCGCUCCCCUAAGACCUCCAGGAUGAAGCUGGAGCCUGGUUCUUUUGGUUUGGGGUUAUCAGCCCCCUCCUCAGCCACACUGGUCAAAGAGGAACCUCUGGCUACCCCCCUCUCCCCUCCUCUGCUGCCCAGAAAAAGGAAGUCCAAAACAUUCUCUACAUGA